AUGGGAAAUGAUGUGACCCAAGACGAAGACAUAAGCACGAUCGAAGCCACGAAUGCAAGCCUGUACGGGGAGAGUGACAUCAUCCAGGAAGAAAAGAGCAUAAUUCGCGUGAAGGUUCAGCAGAAGAAGGGGACAAAGAAAGUGACUAUUAUUGAGAACAUACCCAAGGAGCUUAGGGAAGGCUUGCUAUCCUCUCUCAAAAAGGAAAUGGGAUGUGGCGGAAUACUACUCGAUGAUAAGUCAUCAAUCCAACUACAAGGGGAUAAAACGAACAUGGGGAUUGUCAGCUACCUAAAGAAAUAUGUUAAGGACUGUAAAGUCGAGUUGAAUGGAAGAGUCAGGUAG
This is a messenger RNA of Encephalitozoon hellem ATCC 50504, 345 nucleotides long. RefSeq lists its product as uncharacterized. The record is from RefSeq and is a predicted model, not a curated record. The transcript has a single exon. Gene Ontology annotation, biological process: translational initiation. Lineage: Eukaryota; Fungi; Microsporidia; Unikaryonidae. Bases 1 to 345 code for a protein of 114 amino acids. Gene Ontology annotation, molecular function: translation initiation factor activity.